Rangifer tarandus platyrhynchus (Svalbard reindeer) is the source of this 312-nucleotide messenger RNA. NCBI's taxonomy places the organism in Eukaryota, Metazoa, Chordata, Mammalia, Artiodactyla, Cervidae. The record is from the annotation of a GenBank genome assembly.
AUGCCAGAGGAGACCCCCCUUUCCAUCUUGAAGCUAUUUCACACGGAAGGCUAUGGGUUUGGCUUGAAGCCCUCUGAGGAAAGAGGGUGUGGAGGUGCAGGCGGCAGGCUCUGCAGGGCUUCUCCCCCAGGAGCCACCCCCGGGCCACUCUGCCACCUCCUUGAGGACCAGAGGCUCUCACACCUGGAGUUGAGCAGAAGGGUGUUAUCUGGGCCCCUGGGGAGGAGGGGCCACAGAACUUUGCCACCAAAAUCUAAGGAGCAAUCGAAGCCCAAAGGAUCAAGGCCCAGUGGCCAGAAGAGCAGUCUCUGA